Molecule: messenger RNA, 3243 nt
Organism: Mesocestoides corti
Lineage: Eukaryota; Metazoa; Platyhelminthes; Cestoda; Cyclophyllidea; Mesocestoididae
Source: the annotation of a GenBank genome assembly
AUGGUUGUUCUAAAAACCGACAUUGAUUUUUCUGGAUUCAUUUGUCUUGUUUGUCUCCUCGGUAAUGUGAAACGCCUCCGAGUUGACCUCUAUGUGGUGUACCUACUUGGGCUAAUUGUUCUUGCUUUAUUCCUUGUAUAUAGUACCUCUGAACAAAAGAAUUUCCGCGUACUUGUGCUUGUUAUCUUAAUCUGGAUCAACUCAUCAAAGAGUUCCUCGCCUGACCAACCAGUGCCACUUGUGUCAUUCGAGAUCAUCGACGAGGUUAAACCGGGUCACACGAUUGGAAACAUUCGUCAGGUUCUAUGGCAAAAGUCCUCCACUGUAUUCUCGCUUGUCGUCGUGACGUCGUCCAACUUCCAGCGUUUCAAUGAGUACUUCUCAAUCACCAAAAAUGGCACAGUCAUUGUCCAGAAACUGGUUGAUCGCGACAACCUAGACGAUGUCUGUGGACCCCUAGACUGCUGCCAGUCUGCCGUCUGCACAAUCGACGCUCGUGUCAUGUUCAUUGUGGACCAAAACGAGGACUCAAGUGUCAGUUCUAACGACCAACUGCCAGCUCACCUUCAACUCCGAUUAGUCGACGUGAACGACAACUCUCCACAGUUUCCUCUCAACUCCAACGGUCGUCCAGAAUUCACGGUUCGUAUUCAAGAAGGCGGUAAAUUUGCCCGAGAAACGCUUCCAUCGGCAGUUGACUUAGACAGUGCCGAGAAUGGCAUUGUUCAGUAUCGCCUUAGCAGCGACAAAAAUCCUAAUCAUUCCACAGACGAACUGUUCCGUUUGAGCUACGAAAAGGUCUUGUCGGAUCCGUUGAACAAGUCUCAAGGAUGGCGACUGUCACCGCCAAUGCUGAUACAGCUUCGCGAACUGGAUUUUGAGGUUCCAACAGAUAGGCAGUUCAAGCUGAUUGUCAUUGCUAUUGAUGGUGGUAAUCCCGCAUUGACAGGAUCGCUUUCUGUGACCGUCAAUUUAAUGGACAUCAAUGACAACUCUCCCAUCUUCGAGAAGACCAAUGUUUCGACUAUCGAAUUAGCUGAAAAUACCACCUUUUCACCAAAUCCCAUCCAUAAGUUCAUCGCUACUGAUCUAGACUCAGGCGAGAACGGUCUGAUCAGCUACUCGCUUAGUCCGUUGAACGAACCACGGGUAUUCGACAAGUUCUCCAUCGACAAUUCGAACGGAGCACUCUACCUGAUCUCGGCUCUUGACUACGAAGUCUACAGUGAAAGGCAUUUUACGGUGAUUGCUGUUGCAUCAGACAAUGGCACGCCCAAACGCAGUGGAACUACUACUCUGACCGUCGUCACACGCGACAUUAACGACAACUUACCAACGCUGGUGGUUCAGGAGAACAUCACGGUCAUUGAAGGCAUCAACUACACCAAACCAGUUGUUCGGUUCUAUGUUAAGGACGAUGACUUCGUUUCCAGAGGCAAGGUGACCUGUCGACCAUCUCCGAGUCGUGCAACGGAAGCUGGAAUAGCAGCUGGCGCAGCCUCGCUUCGAUUGCAGGAGGUCACUGCAAACGCCUACUUUGUCUUCACAGAAGGCAUCUUUGACUACGAGGAGACAAAAUCAGCUAGUGUAGAGAUUGUGUGCUCAGAUAGGGCUUUGGGUGAACCUUUGACGUCUCCAGACCGUCCUAUCCGCAUCACCGUCGCCAUUGGCGAUGCUAAUGACCAUUAUCCUGAGUUCGGCGUGUCGGAAUUUCUCACAAAACUGCCGGAACACUCUCCAGAAGGCACAAGAAUCGCACGGCUCACCGCUACCGACGCCGAUUCUGGACUGAACUCCCGUGUAACCUACUCUCUCGUGAAUGACAACGGAGGUCGAUGCAGCACCCUGGAGGCACUCAGCAUAGACAGACAGACGGGAGUUGUGUCUGUAAAAAACGGCAACUGUCUAGACCGCGAGGCUAAUGAGGAGGUUGAAGCCUUUGUUGCCGCUGAAGAUGGCGGUGGUUUAUCAACUUCGGUGAAGCUGAAGAUUCGUCUAAUGGAUGUCAAUGACAAUGAACCGAGAUUCCAGGUUACGGAUUCCUUCAGUGUGCCUGAAAACCGUCCAGGUGGCUUCGUCAUCGGCAGUGUGAGAUGUACUGACGCAGAUGUCGGCGUGAAUUCUGGCAUUCUCCUAGAACUGUCCGAAAACAACACGCAGUCGGUGAAAGAGAGCUUUGAUCUACUGCUCAGCGAGGGUUUGUCCCCGAAUGUCGUUCCCGGCCGAGGUAAAGUCAGCGGAAGAGGUGAAGUCUCGGCCGUGCUAGUGACCAAAAAGCGUCUAGAUCGAGAAGAGGUUGAAACCUACACCAUCCAGCUGGUUGCCACAGACAUGGGUGAACCUCCGCUAAGAGCUCACAAAACCAUCCAUCUGGUUGUGCUAGACGAAAACGAUAAUCAGCCUAUACCCCGAUUUCCGCAGCCCUUCACCACGGUUGGAUAUCAUCCACUGGUUCACACUAACUCGCCGUAUGGUUCGAAGGUAUGCGUUCUGCGUUCCCACGAUCCUGAUAGAGGCGAGAAUGGAACCGUCGUCUACGACAUCCAGCCUGGAACUAACGGAUCACGGGACUUCCAUCUAGAUAGGGUGACAGGCGCGUUGACGACGAUGUGGCACCAGAAAGGUCCGACCCCAGGCGUCUAUGCGAUCAAAGUUUUGCUCUACGAUAUGGGGCAGAAUGCCACCAAGGUUGAGUGGAACUUCUUCGUCUACAUCAGUCCACGAAAUCCCCAUCUUGAUUCCACGUCCAGCAUCAAAACGCGCUUCUCAGGCGGGCCAAACACAACACUAGCAGUCGGGAGCAAGUCGUGGGGACGACUAUCCCAAAUCGCCAGCAUCAUGAUCAUCAUUGCGGUAGCAGUGGCGAUCGUGCUAGUGAUCAGUUGCGCGUGCAUGAUCAAGCUGCUGGUCAGAUCCAAGUCAAAGAGCCAUCCUCCUAGUGGAACCCCUAAAAGUGGUUCCAGCGCACUCUACUCACCUUCCACGCUUGGCAUGGUGUACACCCAAUCCCCAACGAUCAAUAACGCGCUGUCUCCGGACACACCCAAGUACAACCUUUCGACACCAGAACACGUCAAUUGGUGCAUGCGACCAGUGGAGAUGAUUGGCCAGUCCGAUGGUCACGUGCCGCCCUUGGAAGGAACCACUGGUAACGGCUACUACUUCACCUCACCGCCUUACGGAACUGACACCAUGUCUAGGUGUGGCUGCACAACUCUCUGGCAAGGCCUUCCUCCAACGUAG